Pectinophora gossypiella (pink bollworm) is the source of this 11087-nucleotide messenger RNA. It is a transcript of the gene Slik, whose product is annotated as serine/threonine-protein kinase 10. Bases 266 to 5164 code for a protein of 1632 amino acids. Gene Ontology annotation, molecular function: protein serine/threonine kinase activity; ATP binding. Gene Ontology annotation, biological process: protein phosphorylation. The transcript is spliced from 28 exons. Lineage: Eukaryota; Metazoa; Arthropoda; Insecta; Lepidoptera; Gelechiidae. The record is from RefSeq and is a predicted model, not a curated record.
AAUCAAAAUGGCGUCUUUCACGGGAUAGCGCAUAUCCGCCGCAAACUAGACACCGUUUUAUAAAUCGUGUGUGCGACAAUUUUGUAGUGAUAUAAACAAUCUGUGUACAAUUAUUGAGUGCCAAAAGUGUUGGACUUAUUGGAAUAAGCACAAUAAACUUUUCUACGAGUUUUUGCAAAGCAAUGCGCGAGCGCGGUGCGUGACAGGAUGAAAAAGGACGGUUGAGGCGCGCACGCGCCGGACGAAGAACGCCGCGGCAACAAACAUGUCGUUCUUUAACAAUCUCAAGAAGGUGCUGCACCUGGGUAGUGGAAAUGACGCCAAGAAGAAGAAGGUUUUCAACAACAUCCGGGACAACUAUGACCCGAAGGAGAAUUGGGACAUGAUCGGCGAGCUCGGAGAUGGCGCCUUCGGGAAAGUAUACAAAGCCCAACACAAGACGACGGGGCAACUCGCCGCAGCUAAGAUGUGCAUGCUGGACAACGAAGAUGACCUUGCAGACUUCACAGUCGAGAUUGACAUCCUGAGCGAGUGCCGGCAUCCCAACGUGGUUGAACUGCACGAGGCGUACUUCAUUGACAACAAGCUAUGGAUGUUGCUGGAGUACUGUGACGGUGGCGCGUUGGACUCUGUGAUGUCUGAACUUGAGAAGGGACUGAACGAGAUGCAAAUAGCGUACGUCUGUCGCGAGAUGUGUCGUGGGCUACAGUUUCUACAUUCGCGGCGCGUUAUACACCGAGAUCUGAAGGCGGGUAACGUGCUGGCCACCAUGCAGGGAGGAGUCAAGCUCGCGGAUUUUGGCGUGUCGGCGAAGAACAAAUCGACUCUUCAGAAGCAUGACACGUUCAUCGGGACUCCGUACUGGAUGGCGCCCGAGGUGGUGCUCUGCGAGACCUUCAGAGACCACCCCUACGACUUCAAGGUCGACAUCUGGUCCCUGGGUAUCACACUAAUAGAAUUCGCCCAGAUGGAGCCUCCUAACCACGAGAUGACUCCGAUGCGCGUGCUCUUGAAAAUACAGAAGAGUGAGCCACCGCGCCUCGACCAGCCCAGCAGGUGGAGCAGCACCUUCAACGACUUCAUUGCCAAGGCUCUUGUCAAGGACCCAGAAAAGAGGCCAACAUCGACUGACCUGUUGAAGCACGAAUUUGUCAGCGGCAACCUUGAUGCCAAGCCUCUGCGCGAUCUGUUGUUGGAGUACCGCGCCGAGGUGGUCGAGGAGGAGGUGCUGGACGAUGAUUCCGAGGAACAUCGCAGCUCUCAGAUGCAUAUGGAGAUGGAAGAUGAUUCCACGUCGGUGAGGUCGGCCGACACGCCCGACGUCAAGAUGUCGGAAGCGGAGCCGUCCGCGGGCGCCGCUCCCGCAGCCCCGCGCGCCCUCGCGCCGCCCGAGCCCGCGCCCGCGCCGCCCGCGCCCCCCGCCGCUCCCGCCGCCCCCGCCGCCGCCGCCACGGCCGCCAGCAACAAGAGACCCCUCGACGACGACCAUCCGCCCGCUGACAGGAAAGCGCCUGCGCCAAAGAAAGAGAAAGGCCCCGCGCCCCCGCCCCCGGCCGCGCCCCCACUUCCGGCCGCGCCCCCACUUCCGGCCGCGCCCCCCGCGCCCGCCGCCGCGGCCCCGCCCCCCGCGCCCGCGUCCCCCGCCCGCGGGCCGCGCACCAAGCAGCCCGCGCCGGCGCCGCCCGCCGCGCUCGACCACGCCGACCACAUCCCGCGACAGCUUGUGGAUCAGGUGUGCAGGGAGGCGGAGAAGGCAGUAGAAGCGAGACAAGAACAAAAAGACACACCAAAGCCCGACAUAGACACAAACCACAAAACGGACGUCGUAGAACCUUCCAGAACAACGGACAAAACUGAAAAACCUGACAAACUCGACAAACUAUCGCGCUCCAGCUCGGAAACGAUAGACAUCACGCCCACAGACAAACAGGAGGUGACCAGGGCGGAAGUGAGAGAGAUUAACAAGAGUAACAGGGUGUCAGCAGAAGUCAAUAAGAUUGAGAGGAGAUCCAGUUCAACGGACGAGGAUAGGACGUGCAUAGAAGUCAUUAAUACUAGUGUAACUAAUAGGUAUUCAAGGUCGAGUUCUGUCGACGAGACGGACAGGAAGAGAGAAGACAAAGACAGAGUGGAGAGGGAGAAGGAAAGAGAUAGAGUGGAGAAGGAAAGACAAGAGAGGGAAAGGGACCGACAAGAGAAGAGGCAGAAUGCCGUGGAGAUUAGGCCGGUUUCGCCGCCGGAGAGCCCGGGCCGCGAGUCUGCCAAGCCGCGCGCGCCGUCUCCGCCGCUGGUGGCGCUGCAGCCCGUGGUGGUGGUGGUGGAGCCCAACUCGCUGGCAGCCCAGCCGGCGCACCACGUCACCGUCACCACCACGCACCCGCCCGUGCUCAGCACAGGCGCACAGCUGCCGCCCAAUGCAGUGACGAUAUCCACCACGCCGCCCAUCGCUGACGAGGUGGUCAUCGUGGGCGCGGGGUCCUCCUCCGACGACGACUGCUUCGCGCCCUCCUCGCUGGACUCGCUUGACAUCACCAACAGUUACAGUGAAAAGCGCGGUCGUCGCCUGGACAGCAGUGAGGUGUUGAUCCUGAGCCCUGGGGCCACCGGGGACUCCGGAGUGUUCGAUGACAGUGUCAAUAAUGGACUUAACUUGGACACGUCUCACGUGUCAGUGGUGACGGUAGGCACGGAAGAAGUGCGGGUUCGAGACUCGGCGGCGACACACAUCGCGCUCGGCGCGCCCAGCUCCACGCGGCUCAGUCCUGAUAGCUUUGAGAGACGGUCGCAGUCGGACAGCGGGUCCGUGGCGUCGGGCAGCUCUCGCCGCGCGGCCGACGCCGACUCGCUGGCCACCACGGCCUCGCACGACUCGCGCCACGAGCCCGCGCUCAACGGCGGGAACAGGGUGAGCACAGAGAACCAGGUGAUUGAGAACGGCGAGCCGGUCGUGUUGAGACGGAAGCCCCAGGACGGACAGCCGGUCAACAGGAUACAGAGGUCGAAGGAGGACAUCCACCUAGCCAACCUGAAGAAGAAGACGCGGAAACGAACGAGAAAGUUCGAGAUUGAUGGCGUCAUAGUGACUACCACAACUUCCAAGGUGAUAUGGGGCGAUGAGGAGAGCGGGCGCACGUGGGACGACCACGCGCUAAGAAAACAAGAGUUACGAGAGAUUAAGAUGCUGCAGAAACAGGAGCAGAAACAGUUCCAGGACCUCAACGCCAAGGAGCAGCAGCUCCGAGAACAGCAGGACAAGAGGUUUGAGGCGGAGCUGGCGUCGCUGUCGCGCGCGCACGAGGCGGACCUGGAGACGCUGGCGCGCGCGCAGCGGGCCGCGGCCGAGCGCGCCGAGCAGCAGCUGGAGGCCGAGCUGCGCGCCGCCGCCAAGCGCCUGCGGGCCGAGCACGAGCGGGACCUGCGCCACUUCCGGGACACGCUCAAGCAGGAGCUGAGGCUGCUCAAGCAGGAAGUAGAACUAGUCGCGAAGGACCGCCGCAAGGAAGCGUACAGGCAGCGCCGGCAGCGCCUCGACGCGGAGCACGCGGAGAGGGAGCGGGCGUUCGUGGCGUCGCUCGCGGACGCCAGCGACGCGCUGCUGCGGCGGAUACACGAGAACCACCGCGACAGGCAGGCGCUGGCCGACACGCAGUACCUGCAGCAGCGGCAACAGAUAAUGCGGACCCGCGAAGCAGCUCUGUGGGAACUCGAAGAGAAACAGAUCCACGAGCGACACCAGCUGGCCAAGAGACAGCUUAAAGAUGAGUUCCUGUUGCGCAGACAUCAGAUGUUGGUGCGGCAUGACAAGGAGCUCGAACAGAUCAAAAGAAAAAACCAGCGCAAAGAGGAGGAGCUAGCCAAGUGCCAGGCGUUGGAGAAGAGAUCGUUGCCCAAACGCAUCAGAGCGGAACAGAAGGCGCGAGAAAUGAUGUUCAGGGAGUCGUUGCGGAUCAGUGCGGCGCCCGGCUCGCACGAGGACGAGAGGGAGAGGCUCAAGAAGUUCCAAGAGAAUGAGAAGAGGCGAUACAGAGCUGAGCAGCAGAGACUCGCCACCAAACACGCUAAGGCGAGGGAGGAGCUCAAGGCAGCCGGAGAGGCGUUGCUCCGCGAGCUGGAACAGUACCAGAACGAGAAGCGCAAGGCGCUGAUGAACCACGAGAGCAACAAGAUGAAGACGGUCGAGGAGCGCUACGCUGGCGAGCUCAAGGAGUGGCGCGCCACACUCGGGGACAGGAAGAUGAAACUCGUCCAACACUUCAGCAAGCAACUCGACGACCACGAGAAGAAAUUCGGCAGAAAAAUCCAAGAUCGAAGUCUGUACUUAGAUGUUCCUUGGCCGAAGAACGUCCUACAGCAUGUCUUAGCCGCGUACCACCAAAGGACAUCCUUCAUCGGCUCCCUGUCACGGUCUAGGACUAGUCUGAACUUGCUGUCUGCCAGUAACACCCCUGGCAUGGACAGAAGAAGGAGUAUUAGCCCCAGCGCGAACAGACUCACCAAAUCGGCGGCCAAUAGCGUCUCGAACACGACGAAACGCGGGAAGUUAUCCAAAGCCGGCGCGAGGUACGCUUCAACCUCAAACCUAAAGUUGGUUUCGGAGAAGAUCUCCGGGUUCAGUGUCUUCAACAACUCCGAUGAGUUGCGACGAGAACCGAUCAUGGCGUUUGGAAACGACGUCCCGAUAGAAGACAGAAGAGUCAGGAAGAUAGAUGAAGAACCGAGGAAGAGUCUAGAAAGAUCCAGACCGGUCGAGAAGAUCACCACGACGAACAGAAGUCCGGUGCGGGAGAAGAAACUCAACCGCCAAAGCGUUUCGGAGCAGCACUUCAAAGAGAAGGAUCUUCCAAUGAAACGCAGUAUAUCCCAACAGAGUCUAAAGCAAGAUAUUGCUCUGGAAGCUGUCAUGAUCGAUCUACCUUCAAUUGAUGGAGGGAAAUAUGAUACUAUGAAGAGUACCAGCACUUUCGGGACUAGCACAAGCUCUCAAGAAGGCAGUGAGAUCGAUUUCGACGGCGUAACCUCAAAAUAUUUCAGUCGUUGGGGCCCUAUAAGAGGCUCGAACAGUUACUCAGAAGGGCCCGACAUCCCUGUAGGCCAUCUAUCCACUUUGAAUGUCAAAAAGUCGUACAUGACAGGAAAGGAUGGCCCAUCAGAUUCGGUUGUUUAGGAAUGGUGGAAGGUGUUUGUGAAGGUUUUGAGAUUUAGAUGUGGGAAGUGUUUUCAAAUUUCUCCAUAAGUUGUCAUUGAAGGUAUAAUAUACAGUCAUGAGCAAUAUAAUGUACCCACUAUAGGACUCUGUCGCACUAACAUAUUUGUCAUUUAGUGAGACUUACAGUUCAAUUUGACAAAAAAGUUAAUGUGACAUGGUACCAAAGUGUAUACAUAUUAAUGCUCGUGACCGUACAUACUUCGAGGUUUCCGCUGUUAUUAUCACAAUUAAAACACAUAAUACCGGGUUCUUACCGCUUUAUUAUCAGGGAUAUGAUACUCCCAAUCUUUCAACACUGUUGCAAGUGCCAAAUAAUAAGCAGAAAUCUAAAACAACCGUCUAAAAAUUUUACAUCGGCCAAUAACCCGACAGAAUUAAGUAGACAACACGUCAAACGGAUUGCAUACCAGCGAGAUGCCUAUUUUAUUCGCACGGGUUAUGCAUUCAUUUUAAAAGUAACUUGUUGACAAUCAUCCGUCUUUUUCAAAAUAAAAUUAGGAGGUGUCUGCAGGAAUCGGGGUUAAUUGCAAAGUUUGCAUCGACUUCUCAUAUCUGAAUUUCUUUAUCUAUUUAAUGAAUGUGACAAUCAAAAUAGAAAGGUUUCUUCUCGCUGCUAUAUGCGGCAAAUCUACCAUACGACAUAGUAAAAAAGUGAAGCCGUUGGUCCCGGUUACUACAUACUGAUGUAAGUGAGUAAUCGUUACAUGAGCCAUGUCAGGCGCCUUUGGCGGCUCAAUGACCAGGGUUGAUGAGGCUGGUAUUCCACCUCACAACCCACACUAUGAGAAGAGUCGAAAAGAAAGCGAUCCUAUAAGGGCUCCGUUUCUCCUUUCGAGGUUCGGAACCUUAGAAAUAGAAGCCAAAAUUGGUAAUUACUAGACUGAAAGUGAUUUUUUAUAACUAAUCUCCCAAACACGAUUUACAAUUACACAGUCACAAAAAAAAUGCCAUAUAUUGUAAUGUUUCCAAUCAGGGAUUUUCCACGCCACGUUCUCCAAAAACAAAAGUAGAUGGCGUUGUUUUACUCGUAAGUGAUAAUUGCCCAUUUUCACUUUACUCGGGUACAGUAUAAAUCGCUGUGCCCAAUCCGGGUCCAUAUGUGUUACUUACCUUAUAUUACCAACCUCCUACCAUGUGGAACGCAAUAAAUGAUAUGAUUAUAAUUAUAUACAUAAUCAAAAAUAUAAUGUAAUGGCAGAAGCAUAAAUGAACGUUACUUGAUAUUUGGAUCAGAUAUGGUAUAGAAUUAUGUUGCUACUUAUAUUGCUUCUCUUUAUUUUGAUCAGAAUAAUAAUGGGUGGAAGAUGUGAUGUGCCUGGGUGUAAUAACCAGGGUCAUCAUGUAUACCCAAAAAUAAAGAUAAAACGAUGCAUAUGUCUGUUAUUAACGAAGAGAACUUUGUACAGCGCCACCUAUAUUUUUAUCAGGGAACGUGGCCUGGAAAGUCUCAUCGACUGUAAUUUUAAUUAUAUUGUUAAUUAGAUUAGAUUGGUACUUCCUUGAUGAUGCCAAAUUUGCAAGCUUUGCUUCCCUGUGACAACGAGUAUAUUUGAUUACUUGUUAUUAUACAGACAGGGUGGAAUGGCUUGGCCGGCCUUGUGGUGACUGCCAGUGGGAAAGUUGCGAUAAGUUAUCUUGCUAGCCAAUAUUAUCCCACUGUUGGGUAGGUGAAGCGGGUUCAUUCAAAAUGGCGGGUCGGUAUUCAUAUCACGCGGUUUCCUGUUCGUGCCCGGUUAAUGACAAUAGGCUAAUUUCCAACUGGUCAAAUCAGUUACUUUUUACUAAAAUUCAAAACACGGAAUUACUAUGGAAUUUGUAUGAAACAGCACACUGUGACGUCAUAGAGAAAGUGACAAAAUGUUGCACUUAUUAUUACGUUUUUCUUGAUUGAAAUUCUCAAAGUUAAAUUAGAAACUCAAAAAAUAUUUGUUGCUCUUUGGUCAUCAUGACUAAUUUAAGAGCCACGCUCUUGUCGGUGUAGCAUUCUCCAUGAUACUUUUUUUUUUGGAAAAAAUAGGGCAGUGGUUUCCCUCUUGCCUCUCGCCCCGCAACUACUCUGACACGAGUGGGAUGGGGCCUGAGUAGUCUUAUUUCAAAGCCGUACUAGGACUCCUGUCCUCCGCCUCUGAAUAGUACUGACAGUUACUGCUGCCCUCUGUCAGGUUCCAGGUUGCAGUCCCUGUGACUUGCACCUUCCGUCCUGCAUUGCCGUACCGAUGGCUUCUCCUUUUCCUUCUGAUAUAAUGUUUUAAUUAAAAAUAUAUAGAUACCAUUACAGACGGCGAUAUGGGUCACAAGUCACCACCUAUCACUUUGGUCUAACAGAAAGCUCGGUGUGGCGUGGGUACUUAGUUCAUCUUGCGAUGGGUGUACCUCUGACUACCUCAAUUGAUAUUUAGAAUUUUAAGGAUAAAAAAGAAAUAUUUGAAAGCCCUUAAGCCAUUCCAUCCUGUAUGUAUUUUCUCUCUCACUCGCCCUAAGUGCGAAAGAGACAACUAGAUUAAUCUAAACAACAUUCCAAGCUAACAAACGUGCCUGAAGUAUGCCUUAUGUGUUAGAUACUAGUGUUUAUAUUGAUUAAAUCGUUGAAAUUUGAUAUUUUAAUUGUUAAAUCUACUAUUAGUAUAGCGACAUAAUAAAUUAUUGCAAUUUCAACUUUAGGUUUUAGAUGUUAAUAUACAUUUUAGUUUGUUUAUAGAAACCACGGUUGGUACCCUAACAUAACAUUGAUUAGGGUGCUGACUGUACUUGGUUUAGUCUUUUACAAAUAGGUUUUAGGUAGCCUAUGUGUGUCCCACUGCUGGGCACAGGCGUCCCACUAUCCAGGGGAUUAUAGGCUCGUACUUUGCCAUGGAGUUUUCGAGAACUUUUAAUUUUAUUUAUCUUAAGAUAGACUACCCGGAACCGACUGCUGUUCUAACAGAGAGCUCGGUGAGGUGUGGGUACUUAGUUCAUCUUGCGAUGGAUGUACCUCUGUCUACACCAAUAGGGAUACAGUCGUGAACUUAUGUUAUGUAAGAUAGACUAACUAACAGCAUUAUAAAAUUGCUUAUUAAUUUAAUAAUACUUAAAAGUUUGUUGGAAAAAUAUAGUUGCAAAUAUCGUUGAGAUCGAUUUUAACCAAUUAUCAUAUUUUUUCGAUCGAAAUACAAAGCUCUGUGUAGGUACAGUCAUGAGCAAUAUAAUGUACCCACUUUAGGACCCUGUCGCACUAACAUAUUUGACAUUUAAUGAGACUUACAGUUCAAUUUGUCAAAAAAGUUAAUGUGACAUGGUACCAAAGUGUAUACAUAUUAAUGCUCGUGACCGUACGAUAAGGUGCAAAAGUCCAAUCAGUUUCUUCCAAAGUAAUAAAUUGACUGGUUGCACUUAGACCUCCUGGUUACAUGUCGUUUCUGUAAUAGAUCAAAAACACUUACAAAAACAUAAAUUUUAUAAUUAUGACAACUAAUGGUUCAUAAUUUCAUCACUGUUUGCAAAUAAUUCGCUGGGCUCUGUGACUGCACUUUUACUCUUUGAUUGUACUUAUGACUUGUGUGUUUCGGUCGAAAAACCACUGAUAUAUAGAAACCCAUCAUGUAUGACCAAUAUAUUAAGCUUUUCAAUAAAAUGUUGAUGUAAUCAGGUUAUAGACGGCGAUACGGCUCACCUGUCACGUUGGUCUAACAGUAAGCUCGGUGAGGUGUGGGUACUUAGUUCGUCUUGCGAUGGAUGUACCUCUGACUACCCCAAUUGGUAUAUAGUCGCGAGCUUAUGUUAUGUAUCUUAGACCGAAGGGACGUUUACUGUAAAAUACAAUAGGAAGAUAAGGAUCUUGUUGCUCAAGCCCAUAAUCGCCAUGGAACCGUUAUUGAUUUGACAGUGGUUAUAAUUUAUUGGGUCCAAGUUACCCGUAAUAUUUCUUUUUUUAUAAGUAAUUCAUUAUUAAGGGCUCCUAAAGAAACACUAAAAUUUUCAUGAAUUUUCCGUCAGGAUGUCACUCACACCCUGUAUUUUCGGACAACUCCCCUUGAAUAUGACAACGUUAGAUAAUUAUCAUCCCAUACAAAGUUUUCCUAAAGUGAUGUUAACGCCAUCUAUGUCAAAUGAUGGAACUAACUGGGAAACUUCCCUUUUCAUCCAUUCGCAGCAAGAUCCUUGUCCAACUAUAAAAAACAAACUACGUUAUUUCUUUUAAAGGAUUAAUGGGUGAGGCGUAUCUAAUAAAAACAAGCCUAAAAUGGCAAUUUUACUAUGUUAAUAGUGCUAAAUCUUGUAGGCAACAUAACUAAUUUUAUUUUAAGUUAUACUUACCUGUCGUUUUCUCAAGCGAAAAGGAAAUGGACGGGUAAUCGACAGCCAUAAACUUUAUAUUUACGUCGCGUGUUUGGCAGAAACCUUGUACCGUAUCUUGCGUCCAUGUGUGUAAAACUUGUUUUGUAUGUUGUGUGCAAUAAAGUAAGAAAGAAAGAAACGUUUAUUAUAAAGGGACACCACAGUUACAAAUACAAAACAAAUAUAUAAUUUAAAACACGGAGUAACACACAACUUACAAUCAAACAAAACACAAGUAGUAGGUUUUUUGUAUCGUAUUGUAAACCUAAAAUAACCCUCCAACCAUCCUACAAAUAAAAAAUAACCCAGGGAUGAACGUGGGUUUGAAGUAUUUGACAAUUUGAAAAUUGAAUUCAAUUAUCAUACAAUUCGACUGAACUUUUGAAUUCGAAAACUUUUGAAUUCUGAAUUUGAAAACUUUUAACACCUUACAAAUAAAAAAUAAACCAGGGAUGAACGUGGGUUUGAAGUAUUUGACAAUUUGAAAAUUGAAUUCAAUUAUCAUACAAUUCGACUGAACUUUUGAAUUCGACAACUUUUGAAUUCUGAAUUUGAAAACUUUUAACACCUUACAAAUAAAAAACAAACCAGGGAUGAACGUGGGAUUAAGUAUUUGACAGCCAAAGAAAAUUGAAUUCAAUUAUCAUACAAUUCGACUGAACUUUUGAAUUCGAAAACUUUUGAAUUCUGAAUUUGAAAACUUUUAACACCUUACAAAUGAAAAACAAACCAGGGAUGAACGUGGGAUUAAGUAUUUGACAGCCAAAGAAAAUUGAAUUCAAUUAUCAUACAAUUCGACUGAACUUUGCUUGGCUGUAAAAUACUUAAACCCACGUUCAUCCGUGGUUUUUGCUUUUUAUUUUUUAGGUGGUAAAAGUUUUACAUCGGCCAAAUAACGCGACAGAAUUAGUCAGCACACGUCAAAUGGGUUGAAUACCACCGAGGUGCAUUCGCUAAUUCAUUUUAAAAUUAACUAACAGCUGUCAAUCAUCCGUCCCUUUUCGGCGGAUAAGAAAAUUUGUUUAGUGUCUACGGGAAUUAGCAUCAAUUAUUGCCUAAGUGUUGUCAUAAGAAACAUGGACAUAGAGCAUAAAUCAGGCUUAACGUGACGUCAGGGAUAACGUGAUAACGUAUUUUAAAGCAUUAAAAAUAUGGGAAUUACUAAAAAAUAAAUUUAAAAAAAAAAAACCGCAUUAAAAUCGGAUCAUCCGUUUGGGUGCUACGAUGCCACAGACAGACAUACACAUUUACACAGACACGUCAAACUUAUAACACCCCGUCGUUUUUGCUUCGGGGGUUAAAAAGAUCGAGUUCAAUAAAGUUUUUUUCUAAAUGAUUAAAUGCACGUAUAAAUGGUAAUAACUAGAUAAAAUUAAAAUAGAGAUCGAGUUCAAUAAAGUUUUUUUACUCAUUUUUACUCACAGCCAUUAUCUUUUCUCGCUUUUUUUUAAUUACUUUAUCACGAUAUGCAUGGCUCAUGCUCUAUGUAUAUGGUAGACGUGUUAACUUUGUAUAAUUUGUAUUAAAAUAAUCGAUCGAAGAGAUGUAAAUAAAAUGUUAUGUUAUA